AUGGCGGCGAGUCAGGGAGGUGGUGGUAACAGUGGGGGCGGCGGUUGCGGUGGCGGGGGAAGUAGCGGUGGCGGUGGCGCGGCCGGAGGGGGAGGUGGCGGGACUGGAGGGGGAGGCGGAGGCGGCGGCGGGACCCUGGUAGUUCCCAUCCCGGGACCGACUCUUUUCGGUCAGUCGUUCUCCAACGGGCCGCAGUGGAACCCGGGGAGCCUGCAGCCUCCACACACAGUGAGGAGCCUGGACCGGGCCCUGGAGGAGGCGGGCAACUCCGGCGUCCUGAGCCUCAGUGGUCGGAAACUCCGAGACUUCCCGGGCAGUGGCUACGACCUGACGGACACCACCCAAGCAGAUCUUUCCAGAAAUCGUUUUACAGAAAUUCCUUCUGAUGUCUGGUUAUUUGCACCUCUUGAGACAUUAAAUUUAUAUCAUAAUUGCAUCAAAACCAUUCCUGAAGCCAUUAAAAACUUGCAGAUGUUAACAUACCUUAACAUUAGUCGAAAUCUUUUAUCAACAUUGCCAAAAUACCUAUUUGAUCUCCCCCUUAAAGUUUUGGUCGUCAGUAAUAAUAAACUGGUAUCCAUUCCAGAAGAAAUUGGGAAGUUAAAAGAUUUAAUGGAAUUGGAUAUUAGCUGUAAUGAGAUUCAGGUCCUUCCUCAACAAAUAGGAAAGUUACAUUCACUUAGAGAGCUAAACAUAAGAAGAAAUAAUCUUCAUGUUUUGCCAGAUGAAUUAGGAGAUCUUCCCUUAGUCAAGCUGGAUUUUUCUUGUAAUAAGGUGGCCGAAAUUCCAGUUUGUUACAGGAAGCUACAUCAUUUACAAGUAAUAAUUUUGGAUAACAAUCCAUUGCAAGUACCGCCAGCACAGAUAUGUUUAAAGGGGAAAGUACACAUAUUUAAGUACUUAAAUAUCCAGGCAUGUUGCAGAAUGGAUAAGAAACCAGAUUCCCUGGAUCUUCCACCAUUGAGUAAAAGAAUGCCCUCCCAGCCUCUCACAGACAGUAUGGAAGAUUUUUAUCCCAAUAAAAAUCAUGGCCCUGACUCUGGAAUUGGAAGUGACAAUGGAGAGAAACGAUUAUCUACAACGGAACCAUCAGAUGAUGAUACAAUUAGCCUUCACUCUCAAGUCUCAGAAUCCAAUAGAGAGCAAUCAUCAAAAAAUGACAGUCACACAAUGGGAAGUAAGCCUGACUCUCAAAAAGAUCAGGAGGUGUAUGAUUUUAUUGACCCCAACACAGAGGAUGUAGCAGUUCCUGAACAAGGAGAUGCACAUAUUGUAUCAUUUGUCUCUUUUCUUAAGGGAAAAGAAAAAUGUUCUGAAAAAUCUCAGAAAAAUGAAGAAUUGGGAGAUGAGAAAAGACUUGAAAAAGAACAGUUACUUGCAGAGGAAGAGGAUGAUGAUUUGAAGGAAGUAACUGAUUUGAGGAAAAUAGCUGCUCAGUUAUUGCAGCAAGAACAGAAGAACAGGAUUCUUAAUCAUUCAACUUCUGUCAUGAGAAAUAAGCCAAAACAAACUGUGGAAUGUGAAAAGAGUGUCUCAGCAGGUGAAGUUAAUUCACCAUUAUCACCCCUUACAUGGCAGCCCUUAGAAAAUCAGAAGGAUCAAAUAGGUGAACAACAGUGGCCAGAAUCUCAACCUAUAAUCUGGCAGAGUGAAGAAAGGAGGCGGAGCAAACAGAUUAGAAAAGAAUAUUUCAAGUAUAAAUCAACGAGGAAGAGUUCAAGUGGCAAUGAAAAUGAUGAGCAAGACAGUGAUAACACUAAUAUGUCACCACAAUCUCCAGUAUCAUCUGAGGAGUAUGACAGAACUGAUUGUUUUUCACAUGGUCCCUUUGGCUUGAAGCCUCGAUCAGCUUUUAGCCGCUCAUCUCGCCAGGAAUAUGGAGCAGCAGAUCCAGGCUUUACAAUGAGAAGAAAGAUGGAACAUUUACGGGAAGAGCGAGAGCAAAUACGACAACUUCGCAAUAAUCUUGAAUCCAGGUUAAAAGUUAUUUUGCCUGAUGACAUUGGAGCUGCACUGAUGGAUGGAGUUGUUCUUUGCCAUUUAGCCAAUCAUAUAAGGCCACGUUCUGUAGCUAGUAUUCAUGUACCAUCACCAGCGGUGCCCAAACUGAGCAUGGCAAAAUGUAGAAGAAAUGUAGAAAAUUUUCUUGAUGCUUGUAAAAAGCUGGGUGUCUCGCAGGAAAGGCUGUGUUUGCCUCAUCAUAUUUUGGAAGAACGAGGUCUUGUGAAAGUUGGUGUCACAGUUCAGGCACUUCUUGAAUUACCUACAAUCAAGGCAUCUCAGCUUUCAAUGGCUUGA
This is a messenger RNA of Cynocephalus volans (Philippine flying lemur), 2298 nucleotides long. RefSeq names its product leucine rich repeats and calponin homology domain containing 2 (gene LRCH2). The transcript is spliced from 21 exons. Bases 1 to 2298 code for a protein of 765 amino acids. The record is from RefSeq and is a predicted model, not a curated record. Gene Ontology annotation, molecular function: protein binding. NCBI's taxonomy places the organism in Eukaryota, Metazoa, Chordata, Mammalia, Dermoptera, Cynocephalidae.